Acinonyx jubatus (cheetah) is the source of this 3515-nucleotide messenger RNA. It is a transcript of the gene VWA7, whose product is annotated as von Willebrand factor A domain containing 7. The coding region runs from base 328 to 3069 and encodes 913 amino acids. Lineage: Eukaryota; Metazoa; Chordata; Mammalia; Carnivora; Felidae. The record is from RefSeq and is a predicted model, not a curated record. The transcript is spliced from 17 exons.
CGGGUGGGCAGAGAGGUGCGUCUGCCUGGGUCUGUCCCUGGCGCUGAGCCAGGCCUGAGUCAUGUUGCUCACUCAUUCCUCCCAGCUCUUCUCCACUCACCUCUGCACUGCUGCUGAGGGAGCCCCGCCCUGGUGCCGGCUGCCGCUUGUGGCCUCGGGCGGGCACGAGUAGAGGGGCCAGGGGCUGUCUGGCCUGCCCCCAUCCUGCCGGUGCCUCCCUCCCCCUCCACUCGUCCUGAGUUAAUUAUAACUCUGACCUAAGUGCCCUGUGACACCACGCCCCAGCGGCCCUGCGGGAGACCCAGCAACCAGGUCCAUGUCCCAGCCAUGCUCCCUGCAGACGUGCCCCUGGCCCACCUGAAUCCUUCACUGCUGCUGCUGCUGCUAUUGCAGCUGCUGCCCCCUGCAACCUCCUUCUUCCCCAACAUCUGGAGCCUCCUGGCUGCCCCCGGGUCCGUCACCCACCAGGACCUGACCGAGGAGGCGGCGCUCAAUGUCACCCUGCAGCUCUUCCUGGAGCAGCCACCCCCGGGCCGUCCCCCGCUUCGUCUUGAGGAUUUCCUGGGCCACACCCUUCUUGCUGACAACCUCUUUGCUGCCUACUUUGGACCUGGGUCUCCUUCCCGGAGGUUCCGAGCAGCCUUAGGUGAGGUCUCCCGUGCCAACGCAGCCCAGGACUUUCUGCCAACAUCCAGGAAUGACCCUGACCUGCACUUUGAUGCUGAGCGGCUGGGCCAGGGGCGCACACGCCUAGUGGGGGCUCUCCGGGAGGCCCUGGUGGCAGCCAGAGCUCUUGACCACACCCUGGCCCGCCAGCGCCUUGGGGCUGCACUUCAUGCUUUGCAGGAUUUCUACAGUCACAGCAACUGGGUGGAACUGGGACAGCAGCAGCCACACCCUCACCUCCUCUGGCCUAGGCAGGAGCUCCGGAGCCUGGCACAAGUGGACGAUCCUACCUGCUCUGAUUGCGAGGAGUUGAGCUGCCCCGGGAAUUUGCUGGGCUUUACACUCCUCACCUCUGGCUACUUUGGAACUCAUCCCUCCAAACCUCCAGGGAAAUGUAGCCAUGGGGGCCGUUUUGACCAGAGCAGCUCCCAGCCACCACGGGGAGGCAUCAACAAGGAUAGCACAUCCCCAGGCUUCUCUCCCCAUCACAUGCUGCACCUCCAGGCAGCAAAGCUGGCCCUUCUGGCCUCCAUCCAGGCCCUCAGUCUCCUGCGAAACCGGCUGGGAGACAGGGGUUUCUCCAGGCUCCUGGACAUCAGCCCAGCCUCCAGUCUGAGCUUCGUCCUAGACACCACAGGCAGUAUGGGUGAGGAGAUCAAUGCUGCCAAAAUCCAGGUUCGCCACAUUGUGGAACAGCGACGGGGCAGCCCCAUGGAGCCUGUCCACUACAUCCUGGUCCCUUUCCAUGAUCCAGGGUUUGGCCCUGUCUUUACCACCAGUGACCCUGACAGCUUCUGGCAACAACUCAAUGAGAUCCAUGCCUUGGGGGGUGGAGAUGAGCCCGAGAUGUGUCUGUCAGCCCUGGAGCUGGCUCUGCUGCACACACCUCCACUCUCAGACAUCUUUGUCUUCACUGACGCCUCCCCCAAGGAUGCCUUUCUCACCAACCGGGUGGAGUCCCUGACUCAGGAGCGGCGCUGCAGAGUAACAUUCCUAGUGACGGAGGACCCAUCGAGGGUUCAGGGCCGAGCUCGGCGUGAGGUCUUGUCCCCUCUGCGUUUUGAGCCCUAUGAAGCAGUGGCCUUGGCCUCAGGAGGAGAGGUAAUCUUCACCAAAGACCAGCACAUUCAGGAUGUGGCAGCUGUUGUUGGGGACAGCAUGGCUGACCUGGUUACCCUUCCCCUGGAACCUCCUGUUGUAGUGUCUGGAAGGCCACUUGUGUUCAGCGUGGAUGCACUGCUCCAGAGGGUCACAAUCCGGAUCCAUGGGGAGGUCAGCAGCUUCUGGAUCAGGAACCCUGCAGGGGUCUCCCAGGGCCAGGAGGAAGGCGAGGGACCUCUAGGUCACACUCGCCGCUUUGGGCAGUUCUGGAUAGUUACCAUCAGUGACCCCCCACAGACAGGGACCUGGGAGAUCCUGGUCACAGCCGAGAGCACACCCCGGGUGAGAGUGCAAGCCCAGACAUCCCUGGACUUCCUCUUCUACUUUGGGAUCCCUGUGGAGGAUGGCCCCCACCCUGGCCUCUACCCCCUGACUCAGCCAGUUGCAGGCCUCCAGACCCAGCUGCUGGUAGAGGUGACAGGGCUGGGCUCCAGAGGCAACCCUGGAGCUCCUCUGCCGCAUUUCUCUCACGUCGUCCUACGAGGGGUCCCGGAAGGUGCCGAGCUGGGCCGGGUGCCUUUGGAGCCCACGGGACCGCUGGAGCGAGGUUUCCUCGCCGCCUCACUACCGUCCGCACUUCUGUCCACUGUGGGACCUUUCUCUCUGGAGUUGAUUGGCCGGGACGGAGAGGGGCAGAGCCUGCACCGAGCUGCUCCCCAGCCCUGCACCGUGGUCCCUGUCCUUCUGGAGCUCAGCGGCUCCCCGGGAUUCCUGGCUCCAGGCAGCAAGGCCCCGCUCAGCCUCCGCAUCGCCAGCUUCUCGGGCCCUCAGGAUCUCGAUCUUAGGACAUCUGUCAAGCCCAGCUUCGCUCUCACCUCCAACCUCUCCAGCUUUGGGCGCGGAUCCUGGGCUCUCAACUAUUCGAGAGCUUGGGCCUUCAGCCCGGCGUCCGUACUCGACAGGGUUCGCCUGGAACCAAAUGAGACCGCCUGGGGGCGCCUGUGGUUGGAGAUCCCGGACUCAGCGGCUCCAGACUCCGUGGUGAUGGUGACUGUGACUGCGACAGGUCCAGAAGCCAGCCCAGUGCCCCCGACCCAUGCCUUCCUCCGGCUCCUGGUGCUGGCCCCCACCCCGCAGGACCCGCUGGCUGCCCCUGCCCACUCAUCUGGCCCUAUCCUCGCCUCCACCAGCCCUGCCUCCACUUCGGUGACUCAGGGAAGGGCUGGGGGAGGGCUGGUGGGCAACCCCUGGUGGGGCACAGUUGGAGGGGUGCUGCUUCUGCUAGGCCUGGCCUCCUGGUGACACCAGAACCCCUAGAGGGAUGUGCCUGCAGCGCUAUUUUUAGUCUGGCCCCACUGGUGAGAAGGCAACCGGGCCUUGGGACCCGACCUCUCCCAACUGGGAUGGAGGUUUUCCUUCUCACACACUUGUCCCUCUCUUUCUUUGUGAGAUUGGGAUAGAGGGCAAUGGACUUUCCCACAAUGCACUUUCCCCAACCCUGCUGGGAACCAAAGCAAAUACUCCUUUUUGGAGAAAAUUGGCCUCUAUUUCUCUGUAGCAAAAUCUCUUUACUCCACUAUUUAUUCAUGCUUUCCUAAGCUCAGGUAGAAGGAAAGAUAUAUGGGGAGGAGACUAAAGUUGAGAGUGGGGGGUUUAUAGAAUUGUUCUUACUUGAAAUUCUGAGGAAGCUCCUAUUUUAUUUUUGUAUUUAAAGCUGAAGGACAGUUUCAAUAAACAUGUCUUCUCUA